UGUACACGUGUAUUCGUCGCGCCGCAAUCUCGCGAGAUGAGGCAUGUGACGUCGGCUUUGGCUAUCAGGCAGGAGCUGAGCAGCUGGAUAUCAGCGCUGUUGCUGGACUUUGAAGCAGCGAUUCUAGACUGCGAGCUGUAAUAAGAAGAUCGGAAUUGUCUCACGAAAAAAAAAAACAGAAAAUGCAUACCGAGAUUCCAGCGGUCCUCUCCAGCAACACCGAGCUCUCCUCUACUACCAAUCUUGGAUUUAUCCAUGCAUUCGUGGCUGCUAUAUCGGUCAUUAUUGUGUCGGAGCUGGGAGACAAGACCUUCUUUAUAGCGGCCAUAAUGGCAAUGAGGUAUAAUCGGCUCACUGUACUGGCCGGAGCCAUGCUUGCCCUGGGGCUGAUGACAUGCUUAUCAGUUUUGUUUGGGUACGCCACUACUGUUAUUCCCAGAGUUUAUACGUAUUACGUGUCAACUGCGCUGUUUGCAAUAUUCGGUCUCCGAAUGCUUCGGGAGGGAUUAAAGAUGAGUCCUGAUGAGGGUCAGGAAGAGCUGGAAGAAGUGCAAGCAGAAAUCAAGAGAAAAGAUGAAGAACUUCAAAGAUCAAAACUGCUAAAUGGGACUGGGGAUGUGGAAACGAGUGUUGGGCCUUCAGUGCCCAAGAAGAGAUGGAUGAAGUUUAUUUCCCCAAUUUUUGUCCAAGCUUUGACACUGACUUUCUUGGCAGAAUGGGGAGAUCGUUCCCAGCUCACAACCAUCGUUCUUGCAGCCAGAGAGGAUCCAUUUGGUGUUGCUGUUGGGGGUACGUUUGGCCAUUGCUUGUGCACUGGUUUAGCGGUUAUUGGAGGAAGAAUGAUAGCACAGAAGAUCUCAGUUAGGACUGUGACAAUCAUCGGAGGCAUUGUGUUCCUGGCAUUUGCUUUCUCUGCACUAUUUAUCAGUCCCGAUUCUGGAUUUUAAUGAGAUCCCUUUGCCAAACUUCACACUGCGGACGCUGCUCCCCUUUUGUACUGUACUGCUGUAUAUAUCAUGUACAAAUUGUAGCUAGAAUCAUAGCCACUGUACACAACUGCUCAAUCUCAGAGACUAUUUUUGGAGUCUGUAUGUAAACCGUCUUAUUUAGGAGGGGGAUUUGUGUUUUCUUUUAGGACAGGCAGAUUUUAGUGAUUCAGAGACCCUCCCACCCUGACAGAUUUAUGGACGAAUAGGAGUAAAGAAGUUUAAAGUCCAUACUUUAUCCUACCAUUCUUUCUUUAAGAUAGAUGUUUUAGUUGCUUUGAUACUGUGAGAGAACUUAAAGCUGUUUCUGGUCAUUGAAACAUAUAAAGAAAUAUAAAUCUAAACUGAAGCAGCUGUUAGAGGACUCCCUGCACCCAUGUUGUGCUGGCCUGUAGCAGCAUUUAAGGAAAUAAAGCCCUGUAACAGUA
Molecule: messenger RNA, 1414 nt
Organism: Xenopus laevis (African clawed frog)
Lineage: Eukaryota; Metazoa; Chordata; Amphibia; Anura; Pipidae
Gene: tmem165.S
Product: transmembrane protein 165 S homeolog
Exons: 6
Coding region: 183-947 (254 amino acids)
Biological process (GO): Golgi calcium ion transport; calcium ion transmembrane transport; Golgi calcium ion homeostasis
Cellular component (GO): Golgi apparatus; membrane
Molecular function (GO): metal ion transmembrane transporter activity; calcium ion transmembrane transporter activity; manganese ion transmembrane transporter activity
Source: RefSeq, a predicted model, not a curated record